Molecule: messenger RNA, 989 nt
Organism: Neodiprion virginianus
Lineage: Eukaryota; Metazoa; Arthropoda; Insecta; Hymenoptera; Diprionidae
Gene: Uch
Product: ubiquitin carboxyl-terminal hydrolase isozyme L3
Exons: 7
Coding region: 138-821 (227 amino acids)
Biological process (GO): protein deubiquitination; ubiquitin-dependent protein catabolic process
Cellular component (GO): cytoplasm
Molecular function (GO): cysteine-type deubiquitinase activity
Source: RefSeq, a predicted model, not a curated record
AUAUAGCAUACUCAAUGGAGGAUAUCAUCCUAGGAUAUCAUUGAGUUUCCGACAAACUGAACAGACGCAAUUCUUGAAAUCUGCCAGCUUGAUUUUCGUUAGUGUAUAUUGGAAAUAAUUUUCUCCUACCGUAAAUCAUGGCAUGGGUCCCGUUAGAGUCGAAUCCAGAGGUCAUGACCAAGUUUCUACAUAAACUUGGAGUACCGAAGAACUGGGGCAUCGUUGAUGUUUAUGGAGUGGAUCCUGACUUGUUGGCUGUAAUACCUAGGCCAGUCCUUGCUCUUAUUCUCCUGUAUCCGAUUACAGACAAGUCAGAUAGGUUCAAAAAUGAUAGGGAGGCCAAGCUGAAAGAGGAUGGACAAAAAAUAUCUGAGGACAUAUAUUACAUGAAACAAUGUGUCUCUAAUGCUUGUGGCACCGUUGCACUUAUUCAUGGAGUAGCUAAUAACAGUGAUAAGAUUCAACUGGAAGAUGGGCAGCUAAAAUCAUUCUUGGAUAGCACCAAGGGACUUUCCCCCCUUGAGCGUGGCGAACUACUUGCUAAAUCAGAGGCUAUUAUUGAUACCCACAAAGAACUAGCUCAGGAAGGACAGACGGAGGCUCCUGGUGACGAUUCCCCAGUCAAUCAUCAUUUCAUAACAUUUGUCGAGAAGGAUGGAUCAUUGUACGAGUUAGAUGGAAGGCAGUCGAUCCCGGUUAAUCACGGAGCUUCGACCGCUGAUACAUUUUUGGAUGACGCAGUCCGCGUGUGCCGUGAAUACAUGGCCCGCGACCCUGAUGAAGUCCGUUUCACUAUGGUUGCUCUAGCUGCAAACGAAUAAGAAAACGAUAAGCUUCCGUGAAAUGUCGACGUGUAUGAAACACGUUAUUCUUGUUUAGGAUAUUGCAACACCUUAUGCGAUUCUUUAAGUACUUCACCAUGUUCUAUAAUCUGCUAUUGCCAUUUUCUGAUAUAUUUUGUAACGCUAUAAAAUUUGUUCAUGCUGUGA